ACCUUGCAUCACUCCCCUUCAUUCAAUUCUUAGCAUCAAUCAAUUCACCUAUCCAAACCGCCCAAGACGAUUGCCUACAAUAUUCUAAUCCCUCCCCGGGAUCAAGACGGGCAAUGGUCAAACCAUUAACCUUCAAGGGCGACAAAAAGCCCAAGAAGAGAAAGCGCACCGCCGCCGACGACAACAACGACGAUGCGCCGUCUUCCAGACAAGCAGCAACCGGGUCGGCGGCCGCAUCCGAGCCCGUCGACGAAGAAGCCAUCGCCAACGACGACAGCUGGGUUUCGGCCGAGGCAGUAAACGACGUCUCGGGCCCCGUCAUGUUUGUGCUGCCCACGGAGCCGCCUUCGGCGCUGGCCUGCGACGCCGCCGGCAAGGUCUUCACGUUGCCCAUAGAGAACAUUGUGGACGGGAACCCCGCGAGCGCGGAGCCUCACGAUGUGCGGCAGGUCUUUGUCGCAAACAAGAUUGUCGGUACCGAGAACUAUAGGUUCAAGGGACAUCAUGGAAAGUAUCUUGGGUGUGACAAGAUGGGCAUACUAUCAGCAACCUCCGACGCCGUCUCCCCGCUAGAAUGCUUCGUCCUCAUCGCGACGCCAGAUACCCCCGGCACGUUCCAGGUGCAGACGCUACGCGAGACCUUCAUCGCCGUCAAGGAGCCCAAGGCCCGCGCCGCCGGCGCUUCUGCGUCCUCUUCUAAGUCGGCCAAGGCCGCCGCGCCCGAGGUCCGCGGUGACGCUUCGGACAUCACCUUUGAGACAACGCUGCGCAUCCGAAUGCAGGCGCGCUUCAAGCCGCGUAUCAAGGUUUCCAAGGAGGAGAAGGCGAGAGAGAGGAUCAGCCGUCGGGAGUUGGAGGAGGCCGUGGGCCGGCGGCUCGAGGACGACGAGGUCAGGCUCCUGAAGAGGGCGAGGAGGGAGGGCGAUUAUCAUGAGAAGCUGCUCAACCUCAAGAUCAAGAGCAAGCACGACAAGUACGGAUGAGGGAUGGGAAGAGCGUCAGUUUUUUUUGGGGGGGGGGGGGGGGUUUGUUGUUUUGUGGUCGGGAAUGGCGUCUUUGGCAGUGCGAGUUGUUACUAACAUGUCCCUGGGUUUAUUCUGUCUACUACCAGCGCUGCUAUUAUGAGCCCGGUCUCCAAGCCUUGAUCCGGCCAUCCUCGCCUGCGGUGAAGACGGCACGCUCUGCAUCGAAAACACGGAAUGCUCGCACAACUUCGGAGCCAUGAGCUCCGGGCAGCCCGACAGAGGAAUUGGUGUCGAAAUUCCAGGUUGCCUCCUUGGACAAGUACAGCAGUUCGAAUUUCUCCUGGCUGUUUUUGUGUUAGGGUUUCACUUGGUCAGCCUACGGUCUCUGUGCUGGCAAGGGAAAAAUUUUUAUGGAAAGAAGGUGAUUAUCAGAAGGCUCAAGACAAAGGGUUAGAGAAAGAGGACAUACUCGAGCAGACCGGCUCCCAACACGGCGCCAGAAGCACCGCUCGGAUCGGACUUGGGCAGCACGUUGGCGAUGUACUGGCACUGGGCGACCUGGCGCAUAUCUCCAAAGUCGGCAGUGGCGACACCUUUGUCCUGCUCCUCUGCGAGAUCGAAGAAGGCGAGCUUCUCGUCGUGCGAGAGGGCAAAGACCUCGGUGCGGUUCAGGAACCCGGCGUGGUGGACCGAGGCGCCGUGGUUCAGGGUCUGGAUGAUCACCUCGUCCUCGUCUGUGACCCGGAGGUCGUAGACGUUUACGAGGCCGUCGGUUGAGCCAGAUAGUAGCGUGUGGUUGUCGGCUGGGUGGAAGUUUAACUGGAUUUUUGUCGUCAGUUUUGCUUGGAACAAUCUGGAGGCAAAUAUUCGUAACUGCUGGGUUUACCUCGGUGAUGUCGUCGCUGUGGACUUCGUUAUAUUGGACCACGGGGGCUGACUGCGUCCGGAUGUCCCUGCGGAGUUGGCGUGUCAAAAUUACAUUAUACUUACGAGGUUAUCCUGGUAUGGAAAUCACUUAAACAACUGACCAGAUGACAAUUGAAGCUUGGUUGUUCUCAUAUUCUGUUCCAACAGCAACCAUAUUGGCACCUGGGCAACACGCCAGUGAACCGAUACUUGUCGGAGCGGUUCCUAGCCAACACGGUAAAAAAAUCAGUAUCAAGUGUGAUUGUGACUAUGUCUUUUUCUUGGCUAUCUGAUAGACUAGUAUAUAGACGACAAAAAAAAAGAAAAGAAAAACAAGCAAAGAAAAGAAAGAAAAAUAAAGAAAGAAAGUCCCGG
Messenger RNA from Pyricularia oryzae 70-15, 2246 nucleotides. RefSeq lists its product as uncharacterized. The record is from RefSeq and is a predicted model, not a curated record. Bases 114 to 983 code for a protein of 289 amino acids. The transcript is spliced from 2 exons. Gene Ontology annotation, molecular function: actin filament binding. Lineage: Eukaryota; Fungi; Ascomycota; Sordariomycetes; Magnaporthales; Pyriculariaceae. Gene Ontology annotation, cellular component: catalytic step 2 spliceosome; striated muscle dense body; nucleolus.